CGUCUUAGCUGCUGGCACGUCCUCAGUACAAUACCUUAUCCAACACCGCUGCUGCGGAGUCCCGUGGAACCUCCAGAUAUUCCUGCCAGUCUUUACCACGCGCUCCCCAUCUGUGCAGCGUCGUCCAGGGCAAUCAUUCAGACUCAAAACACAAAACGGACCGCUUGGCGCCUUGCACUGAAAUUUACGCACCCGACGAGAGAUGAUGGAGUUCUACGUGGACGAUUUCGAAAACUACGAACACUUGGGCCACUUCUACACGGAGGGGGAUGUCGAGGGACCGGAGGGGGACCGAGCGGACGAGGGUGCGGACCGCAGGCAUGGCCAGAACAGCGAAUCGGAGAGCGACAUCGACGUGCUUGACCCCGACCCAGUGGCUGGCGAGGGCGACGACGACCACAAUGUCGUCCAGGAAGAGGCGGCGGCGGCCUUAGACAUGUCCCAGGAGGGCUGCUGCGUCGAAGCCGAGAACCAGCAGAACCUGCGGUGGAGCCAGGGAUUGUCCGAUGUCCGCAUCAGGGAGUUCUCCCAGAGCAGCGGGCCCCAGCACAGCCUGCCACUCGACGCCACGCCACUUGACUACUUCUUGCUGCUGUGGCCCGAGUCGCUGUUUGAGACGAUCACCGAGGAGACGAACCGCUACGCCGAGCAGCGCAUGGCCGCGGCGAAGAAGAAGGAUCCCUACUGGGUGCCGACGGCCGUCAACGAGAUCAAGGCGUUUUUCGCGCUCGCCAUCAUGAUGGGCAUCAAGAACCUGCCACGACUCUACUGCUACUGGGCGGGCAACGUGGCGUUGCGCUGCGACUGGAUUUCGGGCACGAUGUCUCACUCGCGCUACGUAAAGAUCAACCAGUACCUGCACGUGCGCAACAACAAGAGCGUGCCGCGCGUCGACCGCCGCGAUUACGACCCCAUCUUCAAGGUGCGCAAUGUGGUAGAGACGGUGCGGGAGAACUUCGGCAGGUACUACUACCCGCACUGCGAGGUCGCCGUGGAUGAGGGCAUGAUUCCCUUCAAGGGGCGCCUCUUCUUCAAGCAGCACAUGCCCGCCAAGCCCACCAAGUGGGGCGUCAAGGUGUGGGAGCUGUGCGAGUCCGAGACCGGCUACUGCCUCAACUUCGACAUCUACACGGGCCGUAACCGCAAGGCAGGACCCACCCACGGGCUGGGCCACCAGGUGGUGAUGAGCCUCACCCAGCCGUACUGGCACCGCAACCACCACGUCUACUUCGACCGCUUCUUCUCCUCGCCCCGGCUGCUCGAGGACAUGCUCAAGUGCAGCCUCUACGGGUGCUCUACCAUCAACAUCAACCGCGUGGGCCUGCCCGACGAGGCCAAGCAGCUCAAGCUGAGGAACAAGGGGGACGUGGAGUUCUUUCAGAAGGGCAACCUGGUGCUGACCGUGUGGAGGGACAAGCGCGUGGUGGUGAUGCUCACGAGCAACUCGGAGGGCAAGAUGCUCACGCUGCCUGACGGGCGCCUCAAGCCCGACGCCAUCAUGAAGUACAACAAGUACAUGGGCGGCGUGGACCGUUCCGACCAGUACCGCAGCUACUACCACGUGGGACGCACCUCCAAGAAGUGGUGGCGCUACAUCAUCUGGUUCCUCGUGAACCUGAGCAUCGUGAACGCGUGGCUCCUCUACCGCGAGUCCAAGCACGACCCGCCGCCUCCCAAGGGCUACGACCACUUCCAGUUCCGCAUCGAGCUUGCCGAGCAGCUCCGCGCCGGCUUCUCGGGCCGCUGCCAGACGAAGGGGCGCAAGCCAAAGCACGACCGCUCCGAGUGCUACGCUGAGGCCAUUGGGGCGCACAAGCUGGUGAGGAUCCCCAACAGGAAGCGCGUGUGCCGCGAGUGCUCGCAGAACGGCAGGAAGACGCGCUCGGGCAGGCAGAUCCAGACGUCGUUCCGGUGCGGCAUCUGUGACCUGCCGCUGUGCCGUGCGCGCUGCUUCAGGGAGUACCACAAGAGCAUCGCCGCUGACGCCGCCAUCGUGGAGGACGUGGGGGGAGAAGACAAGGAGGAUGAGGAGGAUGAAGAACGGGAGGAGGGGGGUGAAGGGGAGGUGGAGGAAGCCGAUGUCGAAAUCGUGUCGGUCAAUGGGCCGAAUGUGGCGAGCGCGGCUUGCCUGGGGGACCAAGAGGUGAGUCAAUCUCCUGCGCCACGGGAACCGAGUUUUAGCGCAGAGGCGAGCAGCACCAGCGAAGCAGCGGAGGUGGCAGGCGACAGGAGGGAGGUGGGUGUAGGGACUCAGGAGCCGUCGCUGGUGGAUCCUCAAAGCCAGGCCAGUGCUCAGCCAGCUAACCCGGUGUGCAGCGGCUCCACGGAGGGGGUCUCGGGGGUGGCGGUCUGCGGCACCAGCACGGAGGACGACGACUUGGUGAUCAUCGUGGAGUCCAGCACGCCACCGCCCGUCUUGCCAAACUUCCAAGAAAAGCGGGCCAUAGUCAAAAUCAAAACGAGGAAGAGGCAAAGGAAGGCCAAAUCGAAAUCUGGCCCAAUGACUAAGAAGGACGUGUCCACGAGUACCUCGGUGGAUGCGUCAGAGGGCAUCCUCACGAGAGGUACCGGGCAAGCAACGUCGGCGCCGGCAGGUCCAGACGGCAGAGACAGCAGCGCAGAGGCAGCCGCCAGGGCCAACGAGAUCAUCGUUAUCGACCUCACGGAUGAAGAGGAAGAGAGCGAUUCACUUCAACAACAACUGCUUCCACCAGCUCAUCCGCUGGUGCCUGCUUCCAAAUGCAAGAAGAAGAAGAAGAAGCGCCCCAAAAAGCGACGAUCCAAAAACAGAAAUGCCGGGGAACACAAAAAAAAAGCCACAGACUCGUCAACAAAAAAAAGAAAAACAGCCAUUAAGGAAAAGGUUGCCGUCAGCAGUCAGAGAAAAGGCGCUCCCCGAGCCUGCAAGGCGGCGGGCAUUGGCGUCUAUCAGGACAAGGUGAACUGUUCUGGUAGGAGUACACCCAGGGCCCACAAACAAGCGCCCGAUGCUGUGAUAAUCGACCUCACUGGUGAAGAUGAAGUCGCGCCAGAGAGCUCGGUGGACAUGGCAGACUCCACACUCCCUUUGGCUCGUCUGGGAGACACCGAUGGUGCGCAGGUCAUGAUGGAGGCGGCAGACAAACGAAAGGAGAACAACAUCCCAGUGGCGGUGGAUGGGGACGUGUCGCCGAAGGAGGAACCGGCGGAUCAAUCACUGAGCAAAGGCGUCCCGAGCGCAGUUUGUCAUCAGCCUCAGGAGGAUGUCACUCGUGGUGAAGACGAGAGCGAGGCUGUGGUCUGUUUGAUAAGCGAUGAUGCGAUCCCAUUGGGUGGUGCUGGUCACGUGUACCCACAGCAAAGGCACGUGACAUCUGCUGCUCUGAGAGCUGAUGAGGACCCCACGAGGCAGGCAGAAGGAACCGCGGCCACCGACUUCAACAUAAAAGCGGAAAGAGGAGACGUGGGCACGGCAACAGCAUUCCAUCCUGAAAAUGCCUCCGCUGAAAUGGAGAGAACAAAGAUGGUGCUGCGUGAAGGCUCGGGCGAUAAAAGCGCAGAUGAAGACGUGAACACUCAUCGCCCCGAAGAGGCCGUUGUGAAAGAUGUUGCGAAAGAUGGGGCUCCACAGAAGUCUGGUGAAGAAAUCACGGUGCCUCAACCGACUGCAAAACUUGAAAAGACUGACGCGCGCACACCGGCCAGUGACCUCCUGCAUAGUCCACCGACUGUCCUCGUCCCAGGGGUUGACGUCACUGGGACUGUCGCCAUCAAUCCAACAGAGGACCCGGUGUUGGUGAGUAUUGGCGGCACCCUCUUGUCCGUAGCAGGAAGCAGACGUGACAUCUCCAAAGACACAACCCGAGAGCAUGCGGAACAGAGCCAAAUGGCCCGCCCCACAGAGAGCAAUAAUCCUCAUCGAGGUGCUGACCCUAAAGGUGCGACGGAUGAAAGCGACAUUGUGGACAGAUGCCGGCUGAUGACAUCCACGCAGUGCGAAGCUUCAGCCCGAGCUGACGUCGGCGAUGGGCGCGUGCGUGAUACAAGACUCUGUGAAACGCAAAGUCGGCAGGGAAAGCGCGCACCGUGCAAUGCCGCUGAAGAAACUGCAAGUGCCAAGGACGUUGGCAAUAUCGGUGACCUAACGUCAUCGUCAUGCUCAACGUCAUCGUCAACAUCGCUGCCAUCAUCGUCCUCGUUCAUUGAUGUUAUCAGCACAACCACUACGUGGACACCAUCAGGCAUCCAAAAUAUUAGCGAUCGAAUGGGCACCGCUAAUCUUUGGCGAACCACCCAUACGCACACGCAGAACUGCGUCUGCUUUAACCCGAGGGCCUUGGAUGACUCGGUCGAAGUGGCCACAGAUUCAAACCAGGAGGAGCACAAAAUCACAGGGGUCUCGGAAAAUGAUGUAAUGACUGAUGCAGACCAACCGAAGAAACCCACUGCUCCUGAGAAAGAUAAACCCCACUAUAUCGAUGAAUAUAUUGAAACAUUAAGCCCCAUGAAAAUUGACAAUGAAGUUAUAUUAUCACCUAUCGAAACUAUGCGUAGCACAAAUGCAACUGUAUCGUCAGGACACUGUACUAAAACGACACAUUUAAAUCAAUCCCACGGUGAAUGGAAAGAGUACAGUAAUGUCACAGUUGAUGACAUUUUGAGCAACUUGAGGGGCAAGGUAAAUAAGACCGGCAAUGCGUCAGACACGAAUGACACAGCUCACGCGGGCACGGGAACGGCUUCCGUUGGUAACUGGUCACGUGGAGGUGACACCGAUGUAAGUUCACAGGUUUCUGACAAGGAGGAAAUAUGGCGGAUCGAUAAACAACACAUUGACAAACCAAGCCCCACUGAUGUUGACAAUAAAGUGACCUCGUCACAGGGCAGUAAUGUUGAUCUCGUCAAAACCGUGCAUACAAUGAAACCACCGCACGAUGAAACCAAACUUGAUAUGACUCCCAUAUAUAUUGAUGAUGAUGAUGACGACGAGACCGUGUCAUCGCCAUUUACUGACACGACUGUAAUACCCGUGAAUAAAGGGAAUGCGAAAAACGCGGCCAACACCACUGGCAGUGCUGUCCGCAAAGGCUGCGCAACAGAUGCUGGGGAAUCUGAGAAGCACAAAUGUCCUCAGCGUAACAUUCCUGGAUAUCAGGAAUCGGCCACUGACGGUCAAGACCCCAACACCCGGGGAGCAAAGCGCUCUUACAACGUACGCGAGGAAGACGUGGGCGUGAUCUAUAUCGACGACGAUGAUGAUGACGAUAAUUCAUCUGUAUCGUUUGCAGAAGUGAGCUCUUCAAAAAGGAUUGACAAUGCCGCAACAGGUGAAACGGGCCAGGAUGAAUCUCGGAAACUCUUCCAUAUGCACAACGGAGACACUGACUGCCGGAACCGGAAAGGUCGAGAAAUUAAUGUAGAUAAAUUAGUGAACACGAGGAAAGGUGUCAAUCCACAGAUAGAGGUCAGUGACCGUGCCGAAUCAUGUGACAUUCGAAGAGAAAAACACCCACGUCUUGAUGACACAAUUCAAAUCGGUGAAACCGGUAAAGAUGCUCUGGUAGCACAGGACAGGGCUGAUGAUGAUGCACUUGCCCCAGACAUGGAUAACCAUGAUGAUGCACCACCUGAUCCAUCAUCGGCCAGUGACGUUAACAUCGCAGCCAGUGCAGAAAUGAGACGUGUCAGUGAGACUGCAGAUGGGAUGGGUGCUGGCGAAAUUCAGAGAUUUGACAACACAAUCACCAUUGAGGGUGUUAUAGAUGCAGGGGAUGAAACUUCUGAAAGUCCUGAUGAAGGUGACGCUGGAGAACACCGAAUAAUGGACAAUAACGCUCAAAGGGUUGGAACGCAGGAAGAAAAUCAUAGACUUUUUGAUGAAGCUGCCGUUAAUAUGUUUUCAUCAUCAUCAUCAGUUAUCAACAUUAGCACCAUGCCCACGACUACAUCAUGUAUUGCUCCCAGUGCAGCAGAUGAUAAGGGCUCUGAAAAUGUUAGAAAGUCCACCAACGCCGACAUAACGAACAUCUGUAAUGCACAAAAUAAGACAAACACAACUCGCGCAGGAGCAUACCAGAAGGACCAAGCAUCAUCAGGGAUCGUGGAAGACACACAAAUAUCCAUCGCCCGUUACAGUGCAGGACGCCCACAGCCCAAGAGUGCUGUUUUAUCACCAUCAUCGUUAUCAUCGUCGCUUAUCGAUAUUAGUUCCACUUCCACUAUCGAUUCAACAAUGAUGACGCGAAUGACGGAUGACAGAGGUGCUGGCUAUUUUCGUAAAACUGGAAGUGCUACGACAGGAGGCAGGUGUCACGAUGCGAAGGACGCGCAAAACACGAUGGCGAGAGCUGCACACAGCACUGGGCAGGGCCGUGCGAGUUCCGGACUCGCUGAUGACACGACGCGACCAGAAAGCGACAAUGAUGGCGUUCAGGUGAGCAGAACCAGAGAGGAACAUUCGCAUCACCGUAGAGACGAGGAGACGCCUGUCAGUCCUACGGAGGGCAAUAGGGACGAAGAUUCCUCACUACUUUCCGCAACUGAGAUCAGUGUUGACUCCGCAAAUAAAUCAAAACAUGUCCGCGGCCGUGCAUUCGAGGAGGACGUUGGUGACAAAUGGAAGAAGACCGGCGCAAUCACGGAUGAAACUCGCUUCGCUGUAAUGGGCGCGACCAUUGGGGUUGACAAAGCCGUGGACUCCAACUUGUGGGGUCGUGGGAUUUCGAUGAACGCCAGAGCAGCUGAAGAUGACAGCCCUAGGCAAGUGGUCACGGCCUCCGAGUUGUGUAGAGAUGCGGGGCGGCAUGGUAGCACGGUGUUCGGUGGAGACUCGCCCUCACCGGAUGGGGAUAAAAAUACGCGUGAUGGCAGCUCGCCCGAACAAGAGAGGAUGUGCCCCUCCGUGAGAGCAGAACCUGGUGGGGUACUCGAAGAACGCGCAGCUCUGGCACGGUGCGGAAGAUCCCACCCGCAGGAAUCGAGAGAAGGUCGCACGCGAGAACACCGUCCUAAAAAAACGGACAAAGCCACCGCUACGGCAGACGGCACAGUUGGAAACAUUGCGAAACCCUCCGACGGCACAGAAAAACCAAUCGUCCAUUCCACCGACUUUCAUGAGAGCUCACUAAACCCUUGCAACAGCGAGUGCAGAAGAUGGAAACUCGCUUCGUGUGUACAUGAGCCACGCGUGGAGCCCGGCAUCGGUAAAGAAUGCGUUGAAGGGGUCACAAAAAGGGCCACAGCUGACGGAAUAACAGAGAACUGUGAUAUCAAAAUUGUGCAUCCGGCAGAUGAUGAGAUUCGUAGGAGGCAAAGUGCCAUCAAUGCACUAAAUGCGUGCGAUCUUGGAUCACCAGAUACAGGAGCGAUAUCCACCCAGUGGGAAGGGCACGGACAGGAAAUUUCCCACAAGCUACUCAGCAUACAAGACGACAGCCGUGGUCUUGAACAAGACUCCAACUCCGCACCUACCAGCGGAUGCCAUACCCAUGUUGUCAGUGAGCCCAUGGACACAAACGAGGGCAUCUGCUGCAGGAAGGAUAGCAGAGAGAAGCCGAAGCUCUGCAUCGACACCCGUGCUUGGAGACCAGAUGGAAGACGGGAGCGCGGUCCAUCUGCCAGUGCUGCCCACGUUGGACCGAAUAAAAGCGCUCACAUCUCUGAUGACCAUUCGGCUUUGCCAAAGAGUGCGGUGUGCAGCUUAAAUGAGGCUGCCACGACCGUGGAAGCAGCAGGAGGUGGCGAUGCCACAGCCAGCGGUCGUGAUGACGAUGGAAAUGUCAAUGCAGCGGUAACGAUAGUGGGUCGUUUGGUCUGCCCGCAUUUGUGGGAUCCUACACCAUCGACCAGCGUGCUCAACCGGAGUCACAAGAGUAGAUUUCAGCAACGUGGCAUCAAGCGACCAGCGACUGAGAACGAAUGCAUGGACCCGUGUGAAACACAGAGUGACGCGACUACAGCGGCGGAAGUGGCAUGGCCAGGCGAGGCCGCCUUCACGGUGCCGAGCGACGCUAAGAGGGCCCGUAUCAGAGAAGAGCAGCCGCAGCCUGACCAAGAGGUCCAAGACGCCGGGUCUGUCGCAGGAUGCGGUGACGAUGAAGCCAUCUCUCCGUUCAAAAUCAUCGCACCACAAGCGGACCCAGACCUCCUCCGCGCUUUUAAUUCACCGCCGAGCCGUUUGGUCUUGUCCUCCAAACUCGACUUUCCGGCAGAGGCAACGUUGGCGCAACUGAUCGGUCAGCAGCGUUCGUCACGUCCAGGUACGAGUGUGGACGAGCCGUCGUGUUUGACAUUGAGCGGCGUCGCAACGCGGUCACUUGGGGACGAUUUGGAGAUGGGCGCCGAUGCCAAGCCAAGCAAGGGCAUCCAGGACUCUCUCCUGACUGCAAGCAGCUUUGCAAGUUGUGGAUCGACCAGCAUCAGCCCGCGAGCCGAGCCGAGCGGCGCCAGGAGAGGCCGUUUAGUGGUGGAGAGUAUGGACAGCAGCGUGGGCUCGUCUCGAGGCAGCGCUUUCUGCUUGGCCCUGGUCACGGGCUCUACGAAAGACGACGUCUGCCCGUCACAAGAACGCCACGAUCCUGAGCCGUCCGUGAACAGCAGCCCGAGUGAAGGAACCAGAGGAUGCAAUGAGCAACAUUACACGUGGAUGGCGGAGGACAAUGCAGGCGAUGUUGAAGCACCAGGACGCAACGAUGAAGAGCUAGGAGGUAAUGAUGAAGCACCAGGAAGCAACGAUGAAGGGCUAGGAGGUAAUGAUGAAGCACCAGGAAGCAACGAUGAAGCACCAGGAAGCAACGAUAAAGCACCAGGAAGCAACGAUGAAGCAUCGGGAUGCAAUGAUGAAGCACAAGUAAGCAACGAUGAAGCGCCAGGAAGCAAUGAUGAAGUGCUAGGAGGUAAUGAUGAAGUGCUAGGAGUCAAUUAUGAAGCACCAGGAAGCAACGAUGAAGCACCAGGAAGCAACGAUGAAGCACCAGGAAGCAACGAUGAAGUGCUAGGAGGUAAUGAUGAAGCAAUAGGAAGCAAUUAUGAACUGCUAGAAAGUAAUAAUGAAGCACCAGGAGACAAUGAUGAAGCACCAGGAAGCAACGAUGAAACACGAAGAGACAAUAUUAAAGCGCUAGGAGGUGAUAAUGAAGCAAUAGGAAGCAACGGUGAAGCAUUGGGAAGCAAUGAUGAAGCACUGGGAAGCAACGAUGAAGCACUGGGAAGCAACGAUGAAGCACUGGGAAGCAACGAUGAAGCACUAAGAGGUAGUGAUGAAGCACCAGUAAGCAACGAUGAAGCGCCAGGAAGCAAUGAUGAAGUGCUAGGAGGUAAUGAUGAAGUGCUAGGAGUCAAUGAUGAAGCACCAGGAAGCAACGAUGAAGCACCAGGAAGCAACGAUGAAGCACCAGGAAGCAACGAUGAAGUGCUAGGAGGUAAUGAUGAAGCAAUAGGAAGCAAUAAUGAAGCAAUAGGAAGCAAUUAUGAACUGCUAGAAAGUAAUAAUGAAGCACCAGGAGACAAUGAUGAAGCACCAGGAAGCAACGAUGAAACACGAAGAGACAAUAUUAAAGCGUUAGGUGAUAAUGAAGCAAUAGGAAGCAACGGUGAAGCAUUGGGAAGCAAUGAUGAAGCACUGGGAAGCAACGAUGAAGCACUGGGAAGCAACGAUGAAGCACUGGGAAGCAACGAUGAAGCACUAAGAGGUAGUGAUGAAGCACUGGGAAGCAACGAUGAAGCGCUGGGAAGCAACGAUGAAGCACUGGGAAGCAACGAUGAAGCACUAAGAGGUAGUGAUGAAGCACUGGGAAGCAACGAUGAAGCGCUGGGAUGCAACGAUGAAGCACUGGGAAGCAACGACGAAGCACUGGGAAGCGACGAUGAAGCACUGGGCAGCAACGAUGAAGCACUGGGAGGUAGUGAUGAAGCACUGGGAAGCAACGAUGAAGCACUGGGAAGGAACGAUGAAGCGCUAGGAGGUAGAGAGGAAGCACUAGGAAGCAACGAUGAAUCCUUGGGAAGCAACGACGAAGCACUAGGAGGUAGAGAGGAAGCAAUGGGAAGCAACGACGAAGCACUAGGAGGUAGAAAGGAAGCACUGGGAAGCAACGACGAAGCGCUGGGAAGCAACGACGAAGCACUGGGAAGCAACGACGAAGCACUGGGAAGCAACGACGAAGCACGAGAUGCCACAGAAGUCGUUGCUGGUGAGCGAGCAUCAUCCGCGAGCGAUGAAUCCCGUAAGGAGCAGGUGGUGCUAAGACGAGCAUCGAGCGGCGAGCCCGAAGCACUCCACGUGUCGGUCAUCGCGGCCCACAGCUUGCCAAGGAGGAGCGCUCACUUCACAAGCGGAGGCAGCGAAGGUGGCAACGAAGAAGCCAAGGACGGGACGGACAGAGGGGAUGCGUCAGAUGUCACGAACGUAUCGACGCGAGUGAGUGGUGGUGGUAACACGGUGGGGGACAUGGCCCGUCACGCGGGCUGGGCUGAACACCGCCACCCCGGUGCGGGCUCCACCGGCGGUGGUGUGUGCGGCUCCAAGGUUGACGACGCUGAAGACGACGACGCUGACGACGCUGACGACGACGAAGACUACGACGACGCUCGCUUCGGCAAACGCGUGAGAGAUGAGCCAUCGCCGCCUGGCCAGGCAAAGGAACUCGCCGAACUCGCACACGCUUCCGCGCCGUUAAGCACGGCGACGAACGCCACUUCCAAGGCGAGGGUCGCCAUCGAGGGGGUAGAUCGAACGGACACGAAGAGCCUCGGCACGACCACCACGACCACGACACCAACGGACGAGCUCGCUUGCGCGUACGAGGACACCACGGAGAAAUAUCGGUGCGAGGUCACGAGCCGCGACGUUCGAGAAACCGCGAAUUCUGCGAUUGCGACGGCUUGUGCCAGAGGGUUCCUCGAGAGAAGCUCCGAGCCGUGCGUGGACGUCCAAAGAGACUUUCGCUGCGUCGAAGACGGCGUAACACCUCCACCACCGCCACCAGGCUGCGGUGGCGGCACUAGGAAAAGGGCGCUCGAGGAGGAGGAAGAAGAAGACGGGAUCAUCCUGUCGAGUGGAUUUUCCAAUGUGGCCAACGAGGCGCGGUCAGGAAGGACGUGCCGCCGCCGCCUCUCGGCCGAGGAGGUCGCCGCACCACUGGGGAGCCCGGCGAGGAAGCUGCGGGUGCUGGAGGCAGCGGCUGCUGGGGUGAGUCCACAGGCGAGGGCAGCAGGGCAGGAGGGGCAGUAAAAGGGAAGCGGCACUCACUCACCUCCCAACUGCAGGCCGAGACGGCGGUGUAUUUGUUACCAAGGGGCAUUCGUUUUUGAAAACAUUAAAUAAUUUGCCCGAGUUACUCGAAAAUGUGGAUAAUGUUGGUUGGGGUAGAAUUAAGGAUCACAUUUGGGCUUCGGCCAUUUGACAAGAUUGAGGAAUAGGGUUGGAGUCAAGGAUAAGGUAAGGAUCAGAAAGUUGGUCAUGGUUAGGAUUAGGGUUGAAAUUUGGGAUUUUAUUUGGAUCAAUGCUUUAAGUUUAGCACACACGUUUGUAUGUUUACCGUUGACAUCACCGCUGCACCUUUUCAAUGAUACGUCGACAUUUAGGGUAUGGGACAUUCGGCUGGAGAAACUAGUCCUCGUCUUGAUACGUGGGUGUGACGUGGGACGAGGACAGACCCAUCAGACUUGAGCAAACACAAUCCUGGCGGCUUGCAGGACGAGGUGGAGUUCGUCUCGAGCAUCAUCCCUUGGACGAGCUUGCAAUGCUUACUAAACCCCCACCAGUCUUCACGUACACAUCGAAGGCACGGCGCGCGGCAUGGCCAAGGCUCGAGACGCAGCCAUGCGGUGUCUUUUUCAGGUUCACGCACGACCCUUGGCUGCAACUCCCACCCAUCUCCGCCGCAUGCGCUCCAUGCAGUUUCCAUGCGGAAACAGCGUAGGUGACAUUCGAGUCACUGGCUCACCCCCCGAGAUAAAUCAACCAUGGCAGCGUCUCAAUGUGACACAUGACGCAUCCUGGGAAACUUCUCCAUGCACACGCUGCCACGGUCUCCAUUGCUGUUGUCAGUCGCUUAAAAUUACCCUUUGGGUAACCAGCGUCCAAUAAACUCGAUUGCAGUGACACAGCAGGACGGAAUGGUGAAAUGUGUAUUGCACUAAGCUUCCACCACACAAACUCCUUGCUUAAAGAAGUUUCACCAUGCAAUACUUACACGUUCGGUCGUGCCACGAUUUAUAACGCCAACUCAUUCCUUGUUACAUAUUGUGAACGAUAUUUUUGGAAAAAGUACGUGUGCAACUUGAGAAACAUUUGGUUUUUUUACUGUGUAGCCUGUAUGGUGAGUGCAGUCAGUGUUAAGCAUCGGUGUUUUGGAAAAUCUUAAUCCACUUAUCCUCCCAGGCCCUCUCCAUUCUAUGCCAUGCGAGUCAAAUAUUCCGCUGUUACACGGUGAAUAGACUGGACUCGGUCCAUACAAAAGCUGCCACAAUGUUCUUGCUUCCGUUAACCUUCGCUCUUAAAAGUUAUUGCAACCUUUUCCCAAAGCUAUUCAUGUCUACCAACAUUACUUCCUCCUUCGACGAUCGAGGCCAGACAUCAAAUCUACAAAUAAUAGGAAUUGGUACUGCACACGUGUUUGAGCCGUGUUGUAUAUCCUUUCUGAAGUGUUUUCAGGUUGUGCCACGUUAAUGUCCGACAUGUUGCACCACGUACUCAGGCUCCCAGUUCCUGAAGCUCUUAGCUUAUGGGAGCGAAACGUUGGCACACCAUGCCAAACACGCGGCACAAGAAAAUGCAUCAGAGAAAUAUAUACAGACAUUAGUGACUUGCACUGGGUCGUUGUGACCUUGGGAAGUAUUGGCGUGUAAUGGAGGGGCCUUGAGGUGUGGAGUUGAUAACUUGUGUCAAGUGGCCGAAAUCUUGUCGUCUGACUCGUCUCCAAUCCCUGUGGUUUUGGUCGGAGCAAUGGAAUUAACGAAGUGAUCGCGUUGUUAACGUUAUAGAAAGCAGUUUUUGUGAUCGUGCGAAAAUGUGGCCGUGGUUAAUGGAGGGAAUCACAAGAUCACCAGCGUCUACUGCUGUUCGGUGUCUUCUAGAACCUCGUGGUGCCUGCCUGGUCGCGGAUGUUUGGAAUAAAAUGGGUGCGGGAGGCGUCAAUGAACGCCAACUUGAGUUGGUGUUCAUAACGCACUUUAAACACACUUACAAUUAGCCACCCAAAUGGGUUUCUGUGCAGUGGCAGAUGUGGCCUCGGCCACAUUUAAAACCACUGUAAACCCCAGGGUGCUUGGGAGUGGUGGUGACAUGGAGUUAAACCAGAGAAGGAUUAACCACAAUUUGUUUCGAAGCGAGGGAUUUGUUAGUCUAAUAGCCAUUUCGUAUAUACAAAAAAAUAAUUUAACAGCUUAAGUACUAAAUAUUGUAGCAACAUAAGACAAGCGAGUAAUGAAGGUAUGCAUUUGAUUUGUGACGUAGGAUGUUUAUACAUUUUUACUUGGUAAUCUUGGUCCACAUGUCCCAAGAAAACAACAAAAACAGUAGCUUUUGUUGAACAUCGCGCACAAUAAACUCAACUGGCACGCUGUUUGCAGGAACUCUGCAACUUGAUGUUUUUGACAGAUGGGCGGUAUAAGCGUCUUAAGAGCCGGAUAUUAAGAGUAGAUGAAACGAUGCACUUAUUAAUUAUUCAACACAAUCAUAGGAAAAUGCACUUAGAAAUAGAAUGGCCUUUAAAUUAGCCCAAAUGAAAGUUGCCGACAUUGUAGCAUCUCGCCCUCAAGUGUUUUAUUUUGCCCCUCGUCAGCCUCUCACCAACCAGGUGAGCCCACCAGUCAACCACAGUAUCUUACCAAGUUGUCCAUGCAUCAGCUCGAGCGUACUGUUCACGAUCCGAUGAUGCUCGGAGCAAGGCUGCUCCAACUCCAGCCCUCGUUUUGAUCAAUUAACGGAUGGACCACUGCAUCAUUGUUGUCAUGAUUCACAACCGAGCGGAGAUAAGCAAACGAUUUAUACAAUUGUAUUUGAUAACAAAUGGUAUUCCAACUGCUAUGUAAGUCAUAACAUCAGAAGUCUU
Messenger RNA from Petromyzon marinus (sea lamprey), 14033 nucleotides. The record is from RefSeq and is a predicted model, not a curated record. NCBI's taxonomy places the organism in Eukaryota, Metazoa, Chordata, Hyperoartia, Petromyzontiformes, Petromyzontidae.